Molecule: messenger RNA, 474 nt
Organism: Lactuca sativa (garden lettuce)
Lineage: Eukaryota; Viridiplantae; Streptophyta; Magnoliopsida; Asterales; Asteraceae
Source: RefSeq, a predicted model, not a curated record
AUGAAGAAAAAGAGAAAGGUCGACGUCGAUGCUCUAGAUAAGCUUAUCUAUAGAGAACUUGUUGAAGAGCAUGUUGAAGAGCACGUUGAAGACCAUGUAGAAGUAGAAGUAAAAGAUCUAGAAGAGCAAGAGCCCGUUAAAGAGCUUGUUCAUAUAUGUGAUCCAAGAAGGUGGGAAAAAUGUAAUUAUGAUGAGAUUAAACGUUUGGUCGAGAAAGGUCCUAAAAGAUAUACUAGUAUUAUGUAUGGUCUCUACGAUAAAUUUGUGUUUAGAAAAGGGAUUUCAAAAGGUAAAUUGGAUAGUGAAGGUUAUGCAGAUUGGCACCAUGUUACCACUAGAGUUAAAGAACAUGAAAUUUCCUUGGAUCAUCUUAUAAAUAGGAAUAAGUGGUUUGAUAUGCGUAAAAUAUCGAACUUGAACGAAACAAUUGAUAAACUUCAAGACGAGCAAUUUAAGAAAGAAAGAGAUUACUAG